Messenger RNA from Choloepus didactylus (southern two-toed sloth), 729 nucleotides. RefSeq names its product eukaryotic translation initiation factor 2 subunit 2-like. Gene Ontology annotation, molecular function: translation initiation factor activity; mRNA binding; translation initiation factor binding. Gene Ontology annotation, cellular component: eukaryotic translation initiation factor 2 complex. Gene Ontology annotation, biological process: formation of translation preinitiation complex; translational initiation; formation of cytoplasmic translation initiation complex. The transcript has a single exon. The coding region runs from base 67 to 684 and encodes 205 amino acids. The record is from RefSeq and is a predicted model, not a curated record. NCBI's taxonomy places the organism in Eukaryota, Metazoa, Chordata, Mammalia, Pilosa, Megalonychidae.
AUAAAGGAGUUAAAGAUUGAAAGUGAUAUUCAAGAACCAGCUGAACCAGAAGAUGACUUUGACAUUAUGUUUGGCAAUAAAAAGAAGAAAAAGAAGAAUGUCAAGUUCCCAGAUGAGGAUGAAAUACUAGAGAAAGAUGAAACUUUAGAAGAUGAAGAUAGCAAAAAAGAUGAUGGUAUCUCAUUCAGUAAUCAGACAGGCCCUGCUUGGGCAGGAUCAGAAAAAGACUAUACAUAUGAGGAGUUACUGAAUCGAGUUUUCAACAUCAUGAGGGAAAAGAAUCCAGAUAUGGUUGCUGGAGAGAAAAGGAAAUUUGUCAUGAAACCUCCACAGGUCGUCCGAGUAGGAACCAAAAAAACAUCUUUUGUCAACUUUACAGAUAUCUGUAAACUAUUACAUUGUCAGCCUAAACAUCUCCUUGCAUUUCUAUUGGCUGAAUUGAGUACAAGUAGUUCUAUAGAUGGUAAUAACCAACUUGUAAUUAAAGGAAGAUUCCAACAGAAACAGACAGAAAAUGUCUUGAGAAGAUAUAUCAAGGAAUAUGUCACCUGUCACACAUGCCGAUCACCAGACACAAUCCUGCAGAAGGACACCCGACUCUAUUUCUUACAGUGUGAAACUUGUCAUUCUCGAUGUUCUGUUGCCAGCAUCAAAACUGGCUUCCAGGCUGUCACGGGCAAGUGAGCACAGCUCCGUGCCAAAGCUAAUUAAUUUGCUAAUCACCACCGA